Messenger RNA from Rhizoctonia solani, 540 nucleotides. RefSeq names its product ribosomal protein S12/S23. Lineage: Eukaryota; Fungi; Basidiomycota; Agaricomycetes; Cantharellales; Ceratobasidiaceae. The record is from RefSeq and is a predicted model, not a curated record. The transcript is spliced from 3 exons. The coding region runs from base 1 to 540 and encodes 179 amino acids. Gene Ontology annotation, biological process: translation. Gene Ontology annotation, molecular function: structural constituent of ribosome. Gene Ontology annotation, cellular component: ribosome; small ribosomal subunit.
AUGGCUGCAUCUCUGGUCGCUCGACUGGGCUCACUUUCACUGCGCUCGACACCCUCUCUAGCCAUACGAAAUGGAUAUCAAUCUCUUGCAAUGAGACCAUGCCCUUUGCUGAUUGCCUCGAGGGAGUUACUGUACCCCAGGCAAUUUCACACCACCUCACCCACACUGGCAACUCUUAACCAGGUCAUGCGUGGAGCUCGCAAAUCAACCAAACCUCGUACAAAAUCACCAGCCCUGAAUAACUGUCCUCAACGGAAAGGAGUGUGUGUUGCUGUUGGAGUGAUGAAGCCCAAGAAACCCAACUCAGCUAAACGCAAGUUUGCCCGUGUUAAAUUGACCAACGGAAAGACCACUCUUGCGUACAUCCAGGGCGAAGGACACAAUCUACAGGAACACAGUGUUGUCCUACUGCGUGGCGGACGAACACAGGAUUUGCCCGGUGUUAGGUAUAAAAUUGUCCGAGGUGCGCUGGACUUUGGUGGAGUACCUAACAGACGGGUCUCGCGUAGUAAAUACGGAACCAAAAAGCCAAAGUCAUAA